CGUAGCACGAAUCUUAAGGAAACCAAUUAACCCCGGUAACUCCGUUAACGCAGGCAGACACCGGUACUAAUCGAAUUGAUGACAUCUGUUCGGAGAGGAAAGGGCCAUUGAUGCUUUACUGUGUGCUGCUGAUCUGGUUGAUUUCUAGGGUUUGAAGAUCUGGAUGGGUUGGUCUUUCUCGUGCGGAGAUGUCCACCUUGAAUUCCAUCUUCAAUCGAGCCUCCUUCGGGACGAGAUGCAAGACCUGCUUGAAUCUGGCUAUAUCACGAAUUAAAUUACUUCGAAAUAAGAGAGAGUUGCAGCUCAAACAUAUGCGCAAGGAAAUAUCUCAGUAUAUUCAGACUGGUCAGGAAGCCAUUGCUCGAAUUAGAGUGGAGAAUAUCAUCCGUGAACAAAAUAUCCUGGCUGCCUAUGAGAUUAUAGAACUAUUCUGUGAAUUUGUUCUUGCACGUGUUCUGAUUCUCGAAACCCAGAGGGCUUGCCCAGUAGAAUUGCAGGAGGCUGUUGCCAGUAUCAUCUUUGCUUCUCCAAGAUGUUCUGAUUUGCCAGAGUUGCUCCAUAUCCGAAACUUAUUUUUCACAAAAUAUGGUAAGGAGUUUGCUGCAGCAGCAUCUGAGUUGCGGCCAGAAAGCAAUGUCAAUCGCAUGAUUAUUGAGAAGCUUACAGUGACAGCUCCACCUGCAGAGUUAAAGGUAAAGGUUUUAAAAGCAAUUGCACAAGAGUACAAUCUAGAGUGGGACUCAUCAGACACUGAAUCAGAAUUAAAUAAAAAACAUGAAGACUUGCUGGAUGGGUUGAAUCAUAUGGAGUUGCAGGCACCUGUAAUUGAGAGCUCCACUAAUCCUUCACCCAGGGAUGGAGUAUUUGUUUCAUCUGAUAAAGGGAAGCCAGAUCAACUGCCACAAUCUCCUACCCCUUCGAUUAAUAGCCCUUCCUUGCUCACGAACAAAACUUCUUCAACUGUUGCUGACAAAGAAGAUGCAGCAACUAGUGAAACCGAAGCACCAUCUGUUAACCACAGAUCAUGUUCAAGAAGUUCAUCUGAUGUCUUGGAGAAAGCACGAGCUGCUAUUGCUUCGGCUGAUCGUGCAUCUGCCGCUGCACGCACUGCUGCUGAGCUUGUGAAGGUCAAACUGCCUCACCAAUCUGGCAAUUUCAGCCAGUGCAAUUAGGCAGACUGUUAUUUGCUGGUUGAACUUCAGCAAGCAAGAUAAGCUUAAAAGGAUCAAGAGAAGUCUAUUCUCUGAUUACUUUAUCAAUGUAAUGUGUAUCUACGACUGUAUGUACAAUAAAAGAUAUCAUCCGA
Molecule: messenger RNA, 1306 nt
Organism: Musa acuminata subsp. malaccensis (wild Malaysian banana)
Lineage: Eukaryota; Viridiplantae; Streptophyta; Magnoliopsida; Zingiberales; Musaceae
Biological process (GO): protein transport
Source: RefSeq, a predicted model, not a curated record